Scomber japonicus (chub mackerel) is the source of this 4657-nucleotide messenger RNA. Its product is annotated as alpha-2-macroglobulin-like. The transcript is spliced from 36 exons. Gene Ontology annotation, cellular component: extracellular region. The record is from RefSeq and is a predicted model, not a curated record. Gene Ontology annotation, molecular function: endopeptidase inhibitor activity. NCBI's taxonomy places the organism in Eukaryota, Metazoa, Chordata, Actinopteri, Scombriformes, Scombridae. The coding region runs from base 49 to 4413 and encodes 1454 amino acids.
CAAGCACUAUUUAAGAGAUGCUGAGACUGAGGCUGAUCACAGUCAGUCAUGGGUCGUCCUGGAAUUCAGCUGCAGACAUGGACACUGUGUGUCCUCUUGAGCUGGAUGUGUGUGGGUUUAACAGAGGCAAGACCGCAGUAUAUGGUCACCAUUCCUGCGGUUAUGGAAGCUGGAGCUGAGACCAGAUUCUGUGUGAGUCUCCUGCAGUCAACUGAGACUGUGGACAUGACUGUCACUCUGAUGUCCAAUGUGGAGAACACAACUCUCCUCAAGCAGUCAACCGACAAAGACCUCCAUCAAUGCAUUUCAUUUACGUCUCCUACAGUGCAGGAUACAGAGGUGCAGACAUUGGAGGUGGAGGUACGAAGCAACAGAUAUCACUCAAGAGAAGUCAGGAAAGUCAUGUUCAAAGCCUAUCGACCAAUGACAUUCAUCCAAACAGAUAAACCAAUCUACCUUCCUGGACAAACAGUCAGUUUCAGAGUCCUUUCAAUGGAUACCAAGUUCAGACCUGUCAAUAGUGUGUACAAUAUCAUUGAAAUUGAGGAUCCUCAGAGCAACCGGAUUGGACAGUGGCAGAAUGAAACAUCCGAUAGUAAAAUACUGCAGUUUUCUUACUCCUUGAACUCUGAGGCCCGUGAAGGAGUCUACCAAGUUAUUGUGACGUCUGGUGAAGUCAAAUUCUACCACAGCUUCAAAGUUGAGAAAUAUGUUUUGCCUAAAUUUGAUGUAACAUUGAAAGUACCUGAUGAAGUAAGUAUUGAAGAGGAAGACAUCACAGUUGAUGUAUGUGCAAAGUACACAUUUGGACAGCCUGUGCCAGGGAGUGUUAAAUUUGAGAUGUGCAGACCUUUGAGUCACUAUAUUAGACAUACUUUUAGAAUAACCCCUGAAGGGGGAGUCCCAGACAUCGAUGCCCCAUGCCACAAGGAGACAAAGCAGAUGGAUAAGAAAGGCUGUGCCACUUUGACCAUCAAGAUGUCCACUUUAACAAAAAUUGGCGAAAAGGCAGUGCAAGAUGCUUUGGAUAUCAAAGCCCAAGUGGAGGAGGAGGGGACCGGUAUUUCACACCAACAAGGGAAAAGAACAAUUAUUUCCUAUGUUCUUGGAAAGCUGUCAUUUAUUGACACACCCAAGAUUUAUGAGGAAGGAUCAACUGUGGAAGGAAAAGUUAAAGCAGUAUACCAUAAUGAUACACCCAUUGCUGACAAGCCACUCUACUUGUUUGAGGGACGAGGUUGGUCACAACAACAGCACCAGAAUCUCACAACUGACAGCAAUGGUAUUGCUACUUUCUCAUUCAGCCCAGCUACCUUCCAAAGGGACAUCUACCUCACUAUCAGCACCGAACCAACACGGGGGUACCGCCAGUAUAGAACUCCAUACUAUAAGGCUGGAGAACACACAUUGUCUUUGAUGGAAGAGGCAUCCCCUGAUACAAAGUCAGUGAGCUUCCUGGAGGUGAAGAAGAAGGAUGGAUCGCUUCCCUGCGAGUCAGAAGAGGACAUCUCCAUUAAAUACACUGUUGCUGGAGAGGCUCAUCGUUCUGCAGAUUUGAUGUAUCUGAUCUUAUCCAGAGGAGCCAUUUUAAUGCGGGGCUCUAAACAGAUUCAAGUAGAAGAUAAACCAGUGACUGAGGGUGAGGUGUCCUUUAAGUUGAAAGUGUCUCCAGAGAUGGCACCAGGGAUUGUUGUAGUGGCUUAUGCUAUCCUCCCCAGUGAGACUGUGAUGGCCCACAGUGCAGACAUAUCCACUGAGAAAUGCUUCAGUCACAAGGUAUUGCUGGAGUUUUCUCAAUCUUCAGCUGUCCCAGGGGAGGAGAGCACCAUGCAGUUGACGGCUCAGCCUGGUUCUCUGUGCGGUGUUAGUGCUGUCGACCAGAGCGUCCACAUCAAGGAGCCAGGGAAGACUGUGAAUGCAGACAAGAUUUUUGACUUAUUGCCUGUCACAAAAGCAUCCUAUAUUCCAUAUGAAGUUUUUGAUUCUGAAUCAUGCAUGCAUGUGAGACCCAGAAGAUAUGUUUUCCCCAGACGUGACCGGACAGAUGAUGCUUAUACAGUUUUCCAGAAUAAUGGGCUGAAGAUGGCAACAAAUGUAUUUAUCCGAGUGCCUACAUGCGUCCAGUUUAAAGGAAGAAAAUACUACUACAGCCCAUAUGGAGUCGGGUAUGGGUCACCUAAUUUUGGUGAUGUAGGUGGUCCUGGUGGUGCAGGUGGUUCUGGUGUACCAGGCCGCUCUCACGACGCUCUUCCUCCUCCACCAAUAGUGACAGUCCGCUCUUUCUUCCCUGAGACUUGGAUAUGGGACCUGGUGGAAAUCGGAGAGUCUGGAACAAAGGAUGUUCCAGUCACUGUCCCAGACACCAUCACCACCUGGGAGACGGAGGCUUUCUGUUUGUCCCCUCAUGGUUUUGGCUUGGCUCCUCGUAAAGAGUUCACCGUCUUCCAGCCCUUCUUCCUCGAGCUCAGCUUGCCCUACUCAGUCAUCCGGGGGGAGCAAUUUGAACUAAAGGCAACCGUUUUCAGCUACCAGUCCAACUGCAUGAUGGUCACUGUGACUCCAGGCCCCUCCUUAGAUUACAACCUCACUCCCCGCUCUGGUGACCAGUACACAUCCUGUCUGUGUAACAGUGGAAGAAAAACUCUCACCUGGACCAUGGUCCCUACGUCCUUAGGGGUUAUGAACGUGACUGUGAGCGCUGAGGCUGUGGCUUCUCAGGUUUCAUGUGACAAUGAGAUUGUGAGCGUUCCAGACAGAGGUCGCAUUGAUGUGGUAACACGACAACUCAUUGUAAAGGCUGAGGGAACUGAGAUGACAAAGACCCACAACUGGCUGUUCUGUCCUAAAGAGGAGACAUUGACAGCGGAUAUAGAUUUAAAACUCCCUGAGAACGUGAUUGAUGGAUCUGUCCGUGCCUCAAUAUCAGUCCUGGGUGACAUCCUGGGUCGGGCCUUGAAGAACCUGGAUGGAAUGCUGAAGAUGCCGUAUGGAUGUGGGGAACAGAACAUGGCUCUCCUGGCUCCCAACAUCUACAUACUCCAGUACCUAAAAAACACAGAUCAGCUGACCCCGGCCAUCAAGGAAAAGGCUACCAACUUCCUGACCAGUGGCUACCAGAGACAGUUGAACUACAAACAUAACAAUGGUGCUUACAGCACAUUUGGAACAGGACAGGGGAACACUUGGUUGACUGCUUUUGUGCUGAGAUCCUUUGCCAAAGCACAGUCUUUCAUCUACAUUGACCCAGAAAAGGUUCAACAGACUAAGAUUUGGCUGGAGAGUAUUCAACGCAAUAAUGGCUGUUUUGAACAGUUAGGAAGACUCUUCAAUAACAGAAUGAAGGGUGGUGUGUCUGAUGAAGUGACUCUUACUGCUUACGUCACUGCUACCUUCUUGGAGAUGGGCAUUUCCAAAGAUGAUGCUGUGGUGAAUAAGAGCCUGUCUUGCCUCAGGGAGUCCGCCAGUGAACUGGAUAACAUCUACACUACAGCUCUGCUGGCGUAUGUCUUCACCUUGACUCGAGACAUGGAGACUCGAGCUCAACUUCUGGAGCAACUAGACAAGGUUUCAUUAAAAGAUGGGGGUUUCCUCCACUGGUCUCAGUCAACAACAGAAUCAUCAACCUCUCUGUCUGUGGAGAUCAGCUCCUAUGUGCUGCUGGCUAAACUCAGUGCCUCCCCUACUACUGAAGACCUGGGCUACACCAGCCGCAUCGUCAGAUGGCUGACAGGGCAGCAGAACCAUUACGGAGGCUUCUCCUCUACACAGGACACAGUGGUAGCGCUUCAGGCUCUGGCUCUCUACUCCACUCUGGUGUUCAGUCCAGAGGGUUCAAGCACAGUGACAGUUCAGUCUCCCAGUAGCCAGAUGACAUUUGAUGUGAACCAGCACAACAAACUGCUCUACCAGGAGAAGACACUGCAGGAUGUGACAGGAAAGUACAGUCUGGAGGUGAAAGGAACAACAUGUGCUGCAAUGCAGAUUUCUCUUCAUUAUAAUAUCCCAACUCCUACUGAUGUUACUACUCUGAGUGUUGAGGUAAAACCAGAGGCCACCUGCUCCAGCACAUCCGCCAGACCUAAACUCACUCUGAAGCUAAAAUCACUCUAUAGGGGAGAGCAGUUAAGGACAAAUAUGGUGAUCCUGGACAUCAAAAUGCUCUCUGGAUUUGUCCCAAAUCCAGAGUCUUUGAAGAAGCUCAAAGGUGCUCUGCUGGUGGAUAAUGUUGAACAAGAGGAAGAUCAUGUUCUUUUGUACAUACGGGAGUUACCAAAGAUCAUGGCCAUCAACCACAGCUUAGAGCUCAUACAGGAGAUCCCUGUGCAGAACCUAAAGCCAGCCGUGAUCAAGAUCUAUGACUACUAUCAGCCAAGUGACCAAGCUGAGAUAGAAUACACCUACCCCUGUGCUUAAGCAUGAAAAAUUAAGGGUGGUCAGUCCUUGAAUCAACACUGGUUUCAGUACAAUUUCAAAUGACUUGCAUUUUAUAAUGAUACAGUUGGUGUACUUUGUGUAACUCAAUGUCGAAACAAAAAUCAACACUUGUUUCCUUGUCACUAUUUUGUCAUAAACUCUUCCAGUGAUGUAACUCCUCUAUAUGUCUGAAGUGAAAUCCUUACACAAUUUACAAUAAAAUUGAAUGUCCCAUUCAAAACAG